GGCCCCGCCCCCUUAUCACACCUCCCUUUAGUUUCUGUGAUCUGUGGAACAUAGCGACAGGAGAAAUAGGAAACAACACGAAUGGCUGAUCUUUAAUUAUUCUACUAUUCUCUAAUACAGAAAACCUGUAACCAUACCACUUCAAAUAUGGCUUUAUUGUAAACUAACAUAAACAGUGCUAAUAGUGACCCAAGAACCAAUGAAAAAUAACGCAUAAUGCUGCAACGCUUCCGCGAGGCGGCGCACGAGGCUCGCGCGCGCUCGCGAGCGCAGUCGGUGACGUCACUCAAGCGCUCGCGAGCGGAGACCGAGCCUGAUGCUGCUUACGACGCCACGCAUUACUUUGUGGACGACGUCGCUGACCCGUGGGCUACUGGAGAUGCCCUCGAACGCGAACGCCUCUCGCAGCACGCGGCGCUUCGGGAGCUGGUCUCGAGAGGAGAUGUGCAGGGGCUGAAGACUCGUCUGGCAACCUUGGGCAACAACGCGGGGCUGAUUGUCAAUCUGACGCCGGGCGGCGCCAACACGCUGCUAUAUGUAGCGUCAGAAGCGGGCCACACAGCCGUGGUGGCGGCGUUACUAGAAGCAGGAGCGGACGGGCGAGCGCACCCGGUCACGCGCUACGGGCCUCUGUAUGCGUCCGCCUACCACGGCCACCUGGACAUUGCCAAGUUGCUGUUACAGCACUUCCCUCGCGCUGCACAGCAAGAGACGGUGGAGAAAUGGCUGCCGCUGCACGCGGCGUGCAUCGGAGCGCACGCGCCGCUGGUCGCGCUGCUGUUGGAACAUCCUUACCCUGAGGACGUGCUUAAUACUUACACCGAUGAAAGCGGCAAGUGGCAGUACAAAGCUGCGUUCGACGUGAACGCAUCCGACGUCAGCGGACAGACGGCUCUCUACAUCGCCUGCUCGCUCGGGAGCAUGCCUGUGGUAGAAGUGCUGCUGAACUAUAGCGUGGCGUGCGAGCCAGUGCCGCCUGCCGACGCUGCUGCUACGAGCCCGCCGGCGCCGGCGGUGGAGGCGGCUCGGGUGCUGUCGCCGCAGCGCGGCAUCUCGCUCGGCAUCCACGCCAUCGUCACCAAGCUCACCGGCGGCGGCAGCAAGCAGCACAUCAUUAUGGUUAUCUCGAUCACCUGCGCGCGCGCCGACUGUGACUCGCUUCGCUAG
This is a messenger RNA of Ostrinia furnacalis (Asian corn borer), 1167 nucleotides long. Its product is annotated as ankyrin repeat and KH domain-containing protein 1-like. The transcript has 7 exons. Gene Ontology annotation, molecular function: protein binding. The record is from RefSeq and is a predicted model, not a curated record. The coding region runs from base 217 to 1167 and encodes 316 amino acids. Lineage: Eukaryota; Metazoa; Arthropoda; Insecta; Lepidoptera; Crambidae.